GAAGUCCAGGUCAUCAGGUUCUGCCAGGAGAGCAUGCAGCAGUGCCUGCACAGAGUGACAUCCCAGCUCAGGUACAACCAGGAGGCUUGGCAGGAGCUGAUGAAGGACCUGACUGACAAGCAGAUGGACAUCGACAACAAGUGCUACCAGCAGGAGGACACCUCCACAGACACCAGCUUCUCCCCAGGAGUGGAGAAGGUCGAUGCCAAGGUCUCGGUGCCAGAGACACAGGCCACGUUCACCGACAGCAAGAUCCUCAUCGCUCAGUCCACCCGGGCGACCUCGGCCAGGCUGAGAGGCAACCAAGACAGCCUCCUCACGGGCACAGCUGAUGACAUGUGGCGCCAGUUCCACAGGGUCAACAGUGCCAUCGCCAGCCGCAUCACUGAGAUGCUCAACACCAAGAGCAAGAUUCAGACCCACCUGGCCAAGACCCAGAACGAAAUCUUCCGUAUGGAGGCAAACAUACGAAUCAUCGAGAGAACCAUAAAGGACAAAGAGGUUGAGCUGAAAGUGGCUCAGACCCACCUGGAUGAGCACACGAAGAGACCCAGUGUGGUGCUGUGCUGGGACAAUGCCCAGCACUGCCUUGUCAAUGAGGUCAAGGAGAUCACUGAGACCCUCCGGAACCUUCAGCACGGCCUGAAAGCCUCUGAGGACAUGCUGCAGAUGCUGUUUUACGCCAAGGCUGUCCUGGAGUAUGACCUGGCUGUCAAGAACAACUCACUCUUCAUUGACAAGAAGUGCAUGGCCAUGCACAAGAGCUUUUUUCAGCACCGUCCACAACCCGAGACAUGUCUAAACUCCCUCAGCUGA
Molecule: messenger RNA, 816 nt
Organism: Acanthisitta chloris (rifleman)
Lineage: Eukaryota; Metazoa; Chordata; Aves; Passeriformes; Acanthisittidae
Product: tektin-3-like
Exons: 6
Biological process (GO): cilium movement involved in cell motility; cilium assembly
Cellular component (GO): microtubule cytoskeleton; nucleus; sperm flagellum
Source: RefSeq, a predicted model, not a curated record